Molecule: messenger RNA, 3431 nt
Organism: Brassica napus (rape)
Lineage: Eukaryota; Viridiplantae; Streptophyta; Magnoliopsida; Brassicales; Brassicaceae
Product: probable LRR receptor-like serine/threonine-protein kinase At5g59680
Exons: 14
Coding region: 516-3182 (888 amino acids)
Biological process (GO): protein phosphorylation
Molecular function (GO): protein kinase activity; protein binding; ATP binding
Source: RefSeq, a predicted model, not a curated record
CUUCAUGCUGGCUUUUUUCUUGUUAUUUAGUCAGCAUAUAAAUCAUUAUGCGUGCCUAUUGCUGUAUACUUUUGGUGGGCUCUUACUUGUAUUCCUACGGAUAGAAACAAAAUCAGGUCUACUACAUAUAUAUAUUCAAGUCAAUGACCAUUACAAUGUCAAAUCUUUCGGAAUAUUUCUUCGUGCAUCAUUGCGGUGAGACUAGUGGUUAUUAAAUCCAAGAUCUUUUUGUGUUAUUGAAAGGUUCUUUGGAAACUAUACUGAUGUACUAUUCCACAAAUGAUCGAAAGUGAUGCUGGAGCAUUGUUAUCCUUAUUCUUCUUCCCAUGGUGAAAUUGCACCGGAGAGAAAAAAAAAACACAUUUACCCUUUCUUUUCUUUGACUUGAAAAAGUCUAUGCUUUUAGUUUCCCCUACAGCUUAGGUUUGCUUAUAUAUAGUCUCCCCUAUCCUCAUAGCCUAGGCAACUGGUUUCCGUUUUUUCUUAGGAAGGUAAGACUCUUACCGUAAGAGAAUAUGAAGAGUUCUCUUGAGCUAAUUUUGUUCGUGGUAGUUGCAACUUUUUCCACCAUUCAUAUUGUUCAACCUCAGAGCCAACAAGGGUUCAUCAGUUUGGAUUGCGGGCUUCCUGCGAAUGAAGUGUCUCCUUAUAAAGAGGACAGAACUGGAUUACAGUAUUCUUCAGACGCAACGUUCAUCCAGAGUGGAAAAACUGGUAGAAUUCAAAAAAAUCUGGAGACUAGAUACCUGAAGCCAUACAGAACGGUGAGAUACUUUCCAGAUGGGACAAGGAAUUGCUACAAUCUACGCGUCGAGAAGGGAAGAAAUCAUCUGAUCAGGGCUAGGUUUAUAUAUGGAAACUAUGACGGCCUUGACAUUAACCCCAAGUUUGAUCUCUAUCUUGGACCUAAUCUAUGGGCAACGGUGGAUUUGCAUAGAGCAGAUAACGGUACCCGGAGAGAGAUCUUCCACAUCCCAACAUCAAGCUCAUUGCAGAUUUGUCUUGUCAAAACUGGAGAAACAACGCCGCUGAUCUCAGCCUUGGAGAUACGACCGUUGGGAAAUAAAUCUUAUAGCACCAGUUUUGGUUCUCUUAAUCUUUUCUUCCGGAUUUAUCUUAACCAAUCAGAUACUUACCUAAGGUUCCCGGAAGAUGUUUAUGAUCGCCAAUGGACUGCGUACUUUGAGACGGGAUGGACUCAAAAAACCACAUCUAGCGAUGUGCGCGUUUCCAACAACUACGAGCCACCGAAAGCCGCCCUCAAAACUGCUGCCACGCCUACGAAUACAAGCGAGCCGCUGACGAUUGAUUGGAGUUCAGACAAUCCUGAGGACCAGUAUUACUUGUAUACACACUUUGCUGAGAUCCAAGAGUUGCAGGCAAAUGAAACCAGGGAGUUCAACAUGUUUUGGAACGGAGAAAAAUAUUAUGGCCCUCUAGUUCCAGACAAGCGAGAAAUAAAUACUAUUUAUGGCGGGACACCGGAAACUUGUAAAGGAGUGACAUGCAGCCUCCAGCUGAUAAAAACCAACAGAUCAACUCUUCCUCCUCUGCUUAACGCUAUUGAGGUCUACAAAGUUAUUCAGUUUCCACAGCCCGAAACAGAUGAAAACGAUGUGGUUGCUAUCAAAACCAUAGAAGCUGCAUAUGGAUUGAGUAGAAUUAACUCCCAAGGUGAUCCUUGCGUCCCUCGACAGUUUAUGUGGGACAGUUUAAACUGCAGCAACACAGAUAUCUUCACGCCACCAAGAAUCAUUUCUUUAAACUUUUCUUCAAGUGGUUUAACUGGAAACAUAGCAGCUGCCAUUCAAAACCUUACGCAACUAGUUAAACUGGACUUGUCCAAUAAUAACUUGACUGGAGAAGUGCCUGAGUUUCUAGGCAACCUGAAAUUUUUGUUGCUCAUAAACUUAAGUGGGAACGAUCUUAAUGGUUCAGUUCCUACAUCUCUACAAAGGAAAGGACUCGAGCUUUCUCUUCAAGGAAACCCAAGGCUGCUUGUUCCCUCUAGUUCACCAACAAAGCCACCUAAAAAAAGCUUUGUAGUACCAGUUGUUGCAUCGGUUGGUUCUGUAGCUAUGCUCAUUGCCGCAUUGGUUCUUUAUCUUGUUCUUAGAAAGAAAAGGCAACCCACUAUUGAAGUUGUUUGCCCACCACCAAGCAGGCCUACCGUGAAUGUUACACAUGCUAAUUCACCUGAGCCAUCAAUCGAGAUGAAAAAGAGAAGGUUUACUUAUUCAGAGGUUACCAAAAUGACAAACAAUUUUGAAAGAGUUGUAGGGGAAGGAGGAUUUGGGGUUGUCUGUCACGGUACUGUCAAUGGUGAACAGGUAGCUGUUAAGCUACUAUCUCAGUCAUCAACUCAAGGCUAUAAAGAAUUCAAAGCAGAGGUUGAUCUUCUACUGAGAGUUCACCAUACAAAUUUGGUAAGCCUCGUUGGAUAUUGUGAUGAAGGAGACCAUUUGGCCCUCAUCUAUGAGUUUGUACCUAAUGGAGACCUAAGACAACAUCUAUCAGGAAAAGGAGGAAGGUCUGUCGUCAAUUGGGGUAUUCGGCUAAGAAUAGCUGUGGAAGCAGCUUUAGGUUUGGAGUACUUACACAUUGGAUGCACACCGCCAAUGGUUCAUAGAGAUGUCAAAACUACAAACAUAUUGUUGGACGAGCAUUAUAAGGCCAAACUUGCUGAUUUUGGGCUCUCCAGGUCUUUCCCAGUCGGAGGUGAAUCUCAUGUCUCGACGGUGGUUGCUGGUACUCCUGGUUACCUAGACCCUGAGUAUUACCAUACAGGUCGGUUGGGUGAGAAAAGUGACGUUUACAGUUUCGGCAUUGUGUUAUUGGAAAUUAUCACAAACCAAUCAGUGAUUGAUCGAAACCGCAGAAAUUCUCACAUAACACAAUGGGUUGGGUCUGAGCUCAAGGGAGGAAAUAUUGCAAAUAUCAUGGAUCCAAACCUUCACGGGGAUUAUGAUUCUCGCUCUGCCUGGAGAGCUCUUGAGCUGGCAAUGUCGUGCGCGGAUCCAACUUCAGCAAAACGACCAACCAUGUCUCAUGUUGUUAUCGAACUAAAAGAAUGUCUUGUAUCUGAAAAUUCGAGGAGAAAUAUGAGUCGAAGAAUGGAUUCACUGAGUUCCCCUGAAGUAAGCAUGACCUUUGACAGUGGUAUGAUUCCCAGAGCAAGAUAGUGUGUGUCGGACGUAUCACAAGGACAAUAACCUCAGUGUGUGUUUGUAUGCCUAUUGGUUUUCAAAAAUUUAUGUAAAAAUGAAAUAGUAACUGAACUGAUUGAAGGAUGUUCUGUGUAAUAAAUUGAUUAAAAUAAAUAUAUAUAGUUUCAUGAAGAUAAAGGAAAUAAAAAUGCUUGAAUCUCGUUUUCAGUUAAUAUACAAAAACUUGUUGAUCUUUUUAUGUUACCAAGAAGUGAAUGUCAGUUU